UGUUAUAAAAAUUAAUUAAAUAAAUUAGAAUUUUUAUAUGUUCUUUGGCCACGUGUUGCUGUUCAACAAACUGUGAUUGUGUUUUUUUUUUUCUUUUCUUUUCUUCUGAAAUAACAUUUGUGAUAAUAAUGGAAGACUUUGAUGUUGUCACCGAGUUACGAGCAAAAUGGUGUUGUAUUUUGGAAGAUGAACUAGAGUGUCCAAUUUGUUUUGAAAUGAGUGCAUCAGCUGAAAUAAUUCAAUGUAUAAAUAGUCACAAUGUUUGUAGCAAUUGUCGUGUUAAUCUCUUAGUAUGUCCAACAUGUGAUGGACAAUUUAUCACAACACGCAACAGAGUAAUGGAAAAAUUGAUCAAGCAAUUUGGAGAAAUGAAGGUAUUGUUGUUAUUUAUUGUAAUAAUUUAUAACCAACAUGUUGCAAUUAAUUUACAAUUAUUUACUAUUCACUUUCAGUCAUCAUUGAUGGAUCCAGAGAGUGACAAAUAUCAACGAAUUAAUUCAAACAAAAAAUCAGUCAGUUGUCAAACUGAUCCAGAGCCUAAAAUUGUUACUGCCUCUGUUAAAAGCCAGACAGACACAAAAAUACAAAGAUGCAUUGACACACAAACUGAUUUUUUGGAAAAAGAAACAAAUCAAUCAAACAAUUCAACUGAUCCUCACAAUGGUGAUAAAGUAUUAAAAAAUAACGUUGUCUCAUCAAUGUUACCAAAGCUUGAAGUAGUUGCUGAAGAGGUAAAGCCACCACUUCGCAGAAGUACCAGAAUCAAAUCAAAAAUAUCACGUUACUCUAUAAAUCAACGCUGAGACCUCAUGUAGUUAUGUAAAAUAUUUUAUUUUUUUUUAAUUAACAUAAAUUUUCACGCUUGUAUUAUAAGAAAAAAAAUAGUUUUUAAGUUAAAGAUAGAAAAUUUUAUUAC
Molecule: messenger RNA, 916 nt
Organism: Aphidius gifuensis
Lineage: Eukaryota; Metazoa; Arthropoda; Insecta; Hymenoptera; Braconidae
Exons: 3
Coding region: 129-803 (224 amino acids)
Biological process (GO): multicellular organism development; proteasome-mediated ubiquitin-dependent protein catabolic process
Cellular component (GO): cytoplasm
Molecular function (GO): ubiquitin conjugating enzyme binding; ubiquitin protein ligase activity
Source: RefSeq, a predicted model, not a curated record